AUGAAGUUCUCCAUCGCCUCCACUCUCCUCCUUGCUAACGGCAUCGCUGCCAUGCCUUGGUCUUCCCUCAACGCCAAGCAGUCCAACGGCGAGGAGAUCACGCUCCGCAUCCAAGUUUCCCAGCCCUCUUCCAACCAUGUUUUCGCCCCUAGCCAUAAGGGCGUCGUCAAUGUCCACAACUACGAGGUCUGCCUCAAGGUCUGCUUUCCCGAGGAGCCAAAAUGUCCCGAAGGCUGGAAAUCUAAGAAGUUUGGAGACGGAGAAUACCCUUGCUGGACCUGCUGCAAGGGCAGUGACGACGAUGAUCUCUAA
Messenger RNA from Fusarium musae, 312 nucleotides. RefSeq lists its product as uncharacterized. NCBI's taxonomy places the organism in Eukaryota, Fungi, Ascomycota, Sordariomycetes, Hypocreales, Nectriaceae. The transcript is spliced from 4 exons. The coding region runs from base 1 to 312 and encodes 103 amino acids. The record is from RefSeq and is a predicted model, not a curated record.